This is a messenger RNA of Necator americanus (New World hookworm), 1725 nucleotides long. RefSeq lists its product as uncharacterized. The record is from RefSeq and is a predicted model, not a curated record. NCBI's taxonomy places the organism in Eukaryota, Metazoa, Nematoda, Chromadorea, Rhabditida, Ancylostomatidae. Bases 1 to 1725 code for a protein of 574 amino acids. Gene Ontology annotation, molecular function: DNA binding. The transcript has 14 exons.
AUGCAUGUAUUCGUCGCUGUCCGCAUGUUUGUGUGUAUGUGUAUGUUGACCAAGGCGUUCCGUGCCGAGCGAGACGAAUCUAGGCUAUGUAACCAUCACGUCUCUACUGGCCGACGUCUGUUGGACCUUCAGUCUCCAGUCCCGUCUCCUUGUCCUCCUAUUCGGCUUGCGAUGCUGCAGUUACCGCAGCCGGGUUCGUUCUCAUCAUUUCCGUCAGCGUUCGCGGCAUUUGCCUCACAGUUACAGUCCCCUCAUUUUCAGUCGUUACUGCAAUCGCAGGUGGCUGUGUUGCAAUCGCAACACAUCGCAGCAUUGCAGACGACAGCCGGCACAACCGCUUCGGAAGGGAAACCGAGAAUGAACUCUGAAUAUACGAUGCCUCGAAAACGUGUUGGAGGUUCGACGAUGAAAACCGCGAAGGUAUGGCGAUUCUUCGACGAACUGCCCACGCCAGAGCAGGCAGCCGAAUGUCGGCUAUGUCGGAAGAAGAUCAAAGCCACCAAUAGCAGCACCACAGGAAUGAUCCGUCACUUACGAAGUUGUCAUGUGCAGGAAUAUCAACAAGUUCAAGAAGCCCGGCAAUCCACUCUCAUUCUAAAAAUGGAAGAGAAGGCUAGAGCCCAAUUGUUGAGAGAGAUGAACACCCAGGUGGCAUCGACCAUGGUAGCGCAUAUCAAUAAGAAAGCGUCGCCGGAACCACAGAAAAGUCCCUCUGCCUCCUCAUCAGCGAGUGACACUGCAUCCUCGGUAGCGUCUUCGUUCUUCGGACCUGCAUUACCUCCUCUCCCUCCACUGUCUAUCGCUCCUAUGGGAUUGCCGGCUCCUAAACCGGUGAAAAUCUUUGCACAACCAAUGGCGAUCAAACAAGAAGCCACAGAGGUCGAAGAUGACGUUCACGAGCCGACUGAUCUUAGCGCAAAAACGUCCGCCUUCGCUGCGCUCGGCCAGAAAAAACGUACGGAAGAGAUCGAGAACGAUAUAGAUCAGAAAAACGCAUCAAAAUCGCGACAUUUUACGCUACGUCACGUCGAUGAACGGAAGAUUAACGCGCAGAUCGCUAUGAUGAUGCUGAUUGAUCAGAUCCCAUCGAAAAUUGUCGACGGACAUGGUUUUCGUAGCUUGAUGAGCUUCCUCCUUCCUGAAUAUCCUAUGCCUUCCGCUGAAUUAUUCGAGUCCACCAUCUGCCCAGAGGUGAUCACCCAAAUACAGCCUCAUUUAUCAACAUUAUUCGCAUCGAAUAAUCCACACCCGAAUCCAUUCGAAUCGCUGAUGCAGGUGCUGAAGAAACGACAUUCGUCGGUUGAUGACUGUAACAGCGUUUCAUUCGACACCAAUGCUUCAAAGACACCAAAACAGGACGAGGAUAGCGACAGUUCCUGCUCUGUAGAAAUCGACACAGCCUUAUCACCGCUUGUAGAUGCCUUCAUUGAGUAUGUGGGCCGAUUUUCUUUUUCAAAGGACGAGAUAACUUCGUUGCUGACCGUAUGCCAUAGUGUGUUCGGGUAUUUCGAGGAUCGACCUGCUCUCAUGGCCGAACUGUCGCUUACCACACCUACAGCUGAACCGGAGCAACCGGCGCUGCUUCGUGAUGUGCUUUUCGUCGCCGAACAUGCCGAGAGUAUAAACGCAUACAUUCGUGCCACACCCGAUAUGGCGCUGUUACCGAUCUCCGACGCUCAGUCGCAGACACUCGCUGAACUCGUACGUCUCGUUAGGAAAAUCUAA